Messenger RNA from Ilex paraguariensis (yerba mate), 2417 nucleotides. The record is from the annotation of a GenBank genome assembly. Lineage: Eukaryota; Viridiplantae; Streptophyta; Magnoliopsida; Aquifoliales; Aquifoliaceae.
AUGCCUCUACCAACAUCUCACUCCUACUUUGAUGGAUUGUCAACUUUCAAAGUUGGAUCCUUCAUUGGGCUGGCAGCCAAGAAAAGUGCUAAUGCACUUGCAGCAAGGGCCUGCAAUAUUUUUUUUGCCUUGGUGGAUUUAAGCAGUAGUUCUUCCAUUGCUUGUGAUCAGACAAUUACCUCCCACAUAACACUUGACCAAUAUGGACUGUCUACAACCUGGUACAUACUAAAGAAGAGGUUUGAUCGUGGUUCAUAUGGUGAAGUUUGGCUGGCUUUUCAUUGGAAUUGUUCCCGAGGCAGCAAUGCUUCGACUUUGAGUAUGAAAGAAAAAGAUCUUACAUCUAACACUAUGCAUCUUGGCGUAUGUGAUGAAAAUUUUCCAACAAACUCAUCUGCUUAUGAUAUUAAUGCUGGCGCUCCUGAUGACCACAUGUUCAUUUUGAAGCGUAUAAUGGUGGAAAGAGGUACUGCAGUUUACUUGAGCGGUUUACGGGAGAAGUAUUUCGGUGAAAUUUUUGUGAAUGCUUCUGCAUUUCUGGAAGGUUCAAUAUCAGCUGGAACAUCAGAUUCUUUCUGGAAAGAAUCACAAUCAAAGUCAUAUGAAUUGUUAAAAACAAAUGAAUCAGAUCUUCAAGAAAUUGAGAACACAAUGAGUUUUGGACAUCUAUUCCUGAGAGAAAAUCGGCUGUUGAGAGAUGUCCAUGAAGAAGGUCUGAAUCAUAUUGCAAGAUAUGUCGAGUCUUUUGAAUCUCAAUCCAAUGAAAUAUGGCUUGUGUUCCGUCAUGAAGGGGUGUCCCUGUCAAAGCUUCUGUAUACUGCAGAAGAAGUAGUAAGUAAUGCUGAUGAAGAAAGGGAUGAACACGCAAAACGUGUUCAGGUGUUGCAUCCAUCAAAAUGGUGGCACUGGUUGAAGACUACAGAAGCAGGACAAGAAGAAAUGCGGAAUCUUAUUUGGCAAUUGUUGAUGGCACUCAAGUCCUGUCAUGACCGCAAUAUCACCCACAGGGAUAUCAAACCUGGUGAGGAUGCAGCUAUCCUUAACAUGGUCAUUUGCUUUGAAGAUCAGAUUUCUGGGAGAUGCUUGGAAGGAAGCCCUAAUGGAGAUAAGAAUUACACGACUAAAAUGCGCAUCAUUGACUUUGGCAGUGCAAUGGAUGAGUUCACAGUGAAGCAUUUGUAUGGGUCUGUUGGACCUUCUAGAGCUGAACAAACUUACGAGUAUGCUCCUCCAGAAGCUCUUCUAAAUGCUAGUUGGUAUCAGGGGCCAACAAGCACAACUUUGAAGUAUGAUAUGUGGAGCGCUGGUGUUGUGAUGUUGGAGUUGAUUUUAGGAUCACCAAAUGUGUUUCAGAUAAAUGCUAAAACACAUGCUCUUUUAGAUCGACACCUCGAGGGUUGGAACGAAGGCUUAAAGGAGCUCGCAUAUAACAUAUCUUUCCUCAUCAGUCUGAUUAACGCCCUUCUUGGGAUUCCCCACCUUCUAGCACUUCUUACUCGGAUGGUCUCAAUUCUUAUUCCUCAUGACUCUAGCACCGCUAGGGAUGAACUUAAGAACUCUGUGAGGAAUGCAAGUUGUAGCUUUAGUUAUGUGAUCUUACUCAGAGCAUUCAUGGAAAUGUGCAUCUUAAUCCCUGGGAGUUCUUCAAAACCUCAUCGCACUUGGGGUACAAAUGAUCAGGGCGCAAAUUCACCAGCUUCCUGGAAGUGCUCUGAAGAUUUCUUUUCCCAUCAAAUAAAGAGCAGAGAUCCACUUAAAUUAGGGUUUCCAAAUAUUUGGGCUUUGCGGUUAGUACGCCAGUUACUACUUUGGAAUCCAGAGGAUCGACCGAGUGUUGAUGAUGCUUUGCGGCAUCCUUAUUUUUUGCCAUCUACCCAAAGACAAGGUCAUGGAAAGAUCUAGUUUAUGCACCGCUCCAUAAGAUGAGUUUCGUUGUUCGAAAAGCUUCACAUAUUAGGUGUAAGAAGCUUCGGGAAUGGGGAAAAGGGGAUGUUUGUGAAAUCCUCAUUUUCUAUGCCAAGUACCUUUUCUAUGGACUCCGUUGAAAGCCUGCCUAUCAUUUCUUAGAUCGAAGGUCCUGAGCAUUGCUUCAUCUAUUUUGUUGUGAGGAUGUGGACAUUUUUCUUGGGGUGAUGAUUAUUAUUUUGACCUGAAAUUGUCUUCUUGUAGAAUAACUGCGGGAUUGGAAAAGGGUUACUGUGAUCACAUAGUACUGAAGGAAUGUCACGGACGAGUUGGUCUGUAAAAGCUGGUUAUAAAUGUUCGGAAUUUUGCUUAUGGUUUAAUUUAUUUUUUUUUUUGGGAAAUUUCUUUCGUCUUUCAGUUCAUUUUUUGUGUAUAUAUUGUACAUUUGUAAUUGCUUUUACCUUUUAGCUGGUUAUCAUGUAGUAAUAUGUCACAACUAAUUUGAUUUGUCA